This is a messenger RNA of Pelagomonas calceolata, 1081 nucleotides long. NCBI's taxonomy places the organism in Eukaryota, Pelagophyceae, Pelagomonadales, Pelagomonadaceae. The record is from the annotation of a GenBank genome assembly.
UGCAGCGCUAGCUCUCACAGCUCUUUUGGCCUGUGCUGGAUACCCAGAGAGCUGCAAAGUAGCCAGGCGAUUUAUUUGCAUCGCUGCUGUCACGUCUUAGCCCUUGGCACGAUGCAAUCGUUGCUGCGCGCUGCGCUGCUCCUACCAGCUUGCAUUGCGCUGCGUCGCACCGCGCCAGUCAUCUCGCGGCGCACAUUUGGCAGUACCAUCGCGGUCGCCGCAUCGCUCGCGCUUGGAACUGUGCCGGCGUCCGCCGCGCCGGCCGUGCAGGCGGGUCCCACCGUCGACGCCGCCGCGCCGCCGCGACCGGAACUGCCCUCGGCGCGCUUGCCGUCGUGGACCUUGCUGAUCCCGAUGAUCGAGAUCGACGACGCCGUGAACGCGUGGGCCGACGAUGCGAAAAAAGGCUUCGGCCUCAGCGCCAAGGCCGGCCUCGAGGCGCUAAACAAAGGGGGGCAAUAGCCCCGAGUGGAAAUCGAUAUUCAACGUGACGCGGUCGCCGCGAUGGCGCCGACGACGAGAAUCCCCCGUACCUUAGGUUACUCUCGGCAAAGAACUUCUACCUGGGCGUCGGCACGAAAUACGCAACGUCGAUAGCGUAUGAUGAUCUUGACAAAAAGCUUGUGGAGGAUGAUAAAAAUGCGAGAAUAGGCGCGGUAGUCUUCGGUGGGCAGGCCAUCGACGCCGCGCGCAAGGCCCUGAAAGCCGACGACGGCUUUGCGGCGGCGGAGGCCCUGCGCACAGCAUCAAAACGCUUCGGCGAUUUUUUCGCGCGCGUCCCGGCGGCCGACGUCGCGAAAGCGCGCAACGCAUUGGCACACUUGAAAGCGGCGGAUGCUUCGAAGGACGGGGUCAUCGACGACGCGGAGUUCUACAAAGCCUCGCUCAGCGACGAGGAGCGACUCGCGGCGACGUGGGGCGUCUGGGGCACGACGCUCUACUCCGCCGACCUGCGCGCGGCCGUCGGCUCGCCGUUCAUCUUGCAAAUCAAGAAGCCACCUGACGUGCCCGACGAGCUCAAGAAGGUCAUCGCGAGCUCGGAGUUCUAGGCUAAGACUACUGUGACAACCUACAUUACCCA